Aspergillus terreus NIH2624 is the source of this 438-nucleotide messenger RNA. RefSeq lists its product as uncharacterized. The record is from RefSeq and is a predicted model, not a curated record. Bases 1 to 438 code for a protein of 145 amino acids. The transcript has a single exon. NCBI's taxonomy places the organism in Eukaryota, Fungi, Ascomycota, Eurotiomycetes, Eurotiales, Aspergillaceae.
AUGAUCCUGCCAUCUCAACAGCAAACAAGACCCGAAACUGACUACGAGCGGUGGCUUUGUGACCAAGACAGUGCCUGCAUUCCAAAUACAAAUCCUCAAUAUCACCCGCCUACCGCACACAUCGACCAGGCGACACACAAUGCCCAGCGACCUUUAUCUGAUCCGAUUGAAGAGGUUCAUCUGAACAAGGACCGUCCUCAUGGCCGCUUUCUUGCCCCACCGAAUAUGCAGCCUUCCAUCUCAAAGGGAUUCGUCACCUAUAUGCUCAACCCGCCGCCUCAAAUCCACCGCAGAGCAACACCAGCAUGCCAGCUCUCGCUCACCUUUGUUGCAGUCGUCGUUAUCAUCAAGGCCAUUAGGAUUAUCAAGAAGAGGGGGAAAAGUCGCAGGACAGUACUGCCAGUGACAGAAGAGCCUUUUGUAUAUGAUCCUAGGUAG